Messenger RNA from Cuculus canorus (common cuckoo), 4600 nucleotides. RefSeq lists its product as uncharacterized. The transcript is spliced from 2 exons. The coding region runs from base 286 to 4056 and encodes 1256 amino acids. The record is from RefSeq and is a predicted model, not a curated record. Gene Ontology annotation, molecular function: nucleic acid binding. Lineage: Eukaryota; Metazoa; Chordata; Aves; Cuculiformes; Cuculidae.
CGCCGGCGCACCGAGGGGGUGGGAUGCGGCUGUCCCCGCCCUUCCAGGAGAGCGAGAAGGCCGCGUCACACGGGGUUGGAUCACCCCCAGCGCUUUGGGGUUUCGUUUCCCAGCCUGGAUCGGGAGUGCGAGGCCCAGAGCAGCGUUGUAACCCUUUUGCUGCUGCUGCUGCUGCUUGGUGCCAGCACAGACGAACAUCCCUCGGUCCUACCACAAGACCCAGUGGAAGACAAAGGUGAGGGGCUGCUGGGGUAACACCCAGUUUCCCUCACGGUUUUUGGGGUGAUGGCCUUUUCCUGGAGCAGGAAGGACAGUCGGAAAGGGGGUCCCUCCCCACUGCUGGCUUCGCAAGUGGUGGAUUUGGGGAUGCUUCAUAAGGAGAGAGGUCCCAGGCACUGGGUAGAAAAUGCCAUGCACCAGCAGUUGGUGAUGAGGAGCCCAGAGGAGGAGUUUUCCAAGUUCUGCAGGCUCCAGCGCUCCCCUAAAAGGUGGUGGCAGAGGCUGUGGCACAGGUUGAAAGAUGGGAACAAGCAACGCCGGGAGGAACAGAGAGCUGCCAGGAUGCAGGCUUUAGCUGCUGAGAUAUUUGCCACGCUGGAGCUGCGGACCGGCCAAAAAGACACUCAAAGUGAGGAAGAUCGGCAGGAAGAGCAGAGGACAGCGCUUAAGGUCUGCAGCGUGGUCCCAUGCCUUAGGGAAGAUGGUUGUGAUGAGCCAAUUGUUGCAUGUGAAGCACAGAAUGGGGAUGUGCUGAGAGGAGGUGGUGGCCAUGAGGAUGAGAUGGGUCAAACUGAGCCCUUGGUCCAGGCAGGUGCCAGCAGGGAUGAGGAGGGAAGGACCUCUGGCUUGGCCCACAGCUUGAGGUUGGGAGUGGAGGACAAGGAUGCUGCUGCCAUAUGUCGAGGAGCCAGGGAGCCAGGGGCCAGGGAUGAGCAGGACUUUAAUCCUCCAUCAGCAGAAGGAAGGUCUGGGGAGGAGCAGGGCAGGCAAGUGUGUGAGGAGCUGCACCUGAGAGAUGACAUGGCGAGGUGUGAAAGGAGGUCUGUGAGAGAUCCAGCGCCCAGGCUCCCGGAGACAGAAACCAAGAUGUACCAUAUGAAGACGGAGAAUGAGAGUGGCUGGCUGAAGCAGUGGCAGGGUGACACGAGAACCAGAGAGGACAACUCAGAGGAGUUGGGUGCUUUGCUGGAUGCCCGUGUGGUCAUCACCAUGGUGCAGCAGCACACACAGCUGCAAGACCUUGCCACGUGCCACGAUGUCCCUGUCUCCACAGGUGGAACCAUGUAUGGAGAUGAUCAGCACUUCCAGGCCAUGCUGGAGCCAUUUUGGAAUGACCAGAUCUGGGAGGACUCUGAUGAUGACCAGAAGACUAUGGCACUGUCUAGGUUGACGACACUCAGGAGCAAAGAGCAGUGGAAGGAGGAAUUCAGGAAUGUGUGGGCACAACACGAGAUGGACUGUGGGAAGGUGUCUGAGGAGAAAGUGGAGAGCGGGGAACCGGUGGGUUUCCAGAGGCAACACAGACUUUCAGCAGAGGAGGAUGCUGCGAUGGCACACAUGCUGCCAUACCUGCUGGCUAAUGGUGUGGUGGUGGAAGGCACAUCACCCUACAACAUCCCUGUGUGCCUCAAGCGCAAGGACGAUGGGAAGACGUGGCGCCUGAUUCUGAAUUGCAGAGCUUUCAAGAAGGCCACCCCUGCUGUAGAGGCUUCAGAGUCCUUGAACAUAAAGAAGCUUGUGACAACCCUCAGCCCCGAGAGCAAGUACUUCUCGAAGGUGGAUCUAUCAAAUGCCUCCUAUGCCAUUCCCUUGGCAGGUGGCUGCAGCACCAAGUUUGCCUUCACCUUCAGGGGCCGGCAGUACCUCUUCACCCGGCUGCCCCAGGGCUUCCACAGCACCAACUCCAUCAUCCACCGGCGUGUGACUGAGAUGUUGCUCCGACUGGCCAAAAGAGAUAGACCUUGGGUUGUCUCCUACGUCGAUGACAUCCUCAUUGCUGGCAAAAACCAAAUGGAAACUGAAGCCCGAACAACGCGAGUCCUGAAGCUGAUCGAGGAAACAGGCUUUAAAGCCAAGUUUGAGAAGGCGCAGCUCGUCCAGCCCGAGGUGGACUACCUGAAGAUGACCAUUGGGGCCAAGGGACGAGGGAUUCUGGCCAGCAGGCUAGAAACCAUCAAGAAAGCACCUCGUCCGCGGGAUGUCCAAGGCGUCCGCUCGCUGCUUGGGCAGUUUGGCUUCUUGCGGGAUCACAUCCCUGAUUACUGGAAGCUGGCGCGACCGCUCCUCAACCUCACCAAGGCACAAGUCAGAUGGGAAUGGGGGGCAGGGCAGGAGCAGGCGCUGAGACGCCUGAAAGAUGCUGUCCUUAGAGCACCCCCUCUGCGAUUCCCUGAUAAGUCCCAACCCUUUGUUAUCUCAUUAACGACCAGCAAAUGGACUGUAGGAGCCACCUUGCUGCAAGAGGAUGAUUGCGGCCAGCUGGUCCCAGUGGGACACAGCUCCCAUAUCCUGAAGAACCAGAAGGUCUCCUACCUGCUGCAGGAGAAGAGGUGCCUGGCAGCGAUCUGGGCUGUGCAGGCAUUCCAGACGCUGACAGGGUCUGCUCCCAUCAUUGUCCAGAUGCCCCAUUCUCCUUGGAAAUAUUUCCUACGGGGCGAAGUGUUGGGGUCCCAUGGGACAAACCUGCACCCAGACAGGUGGACUCUGCUGCUGGUGAAUGGGGUGAAGAUGGCAAAGAGACCUCAGCCUGAGCGAGGUCUCCCCAGCACUGUGGUCCCCACUGCUCCUCCCUUACGGCUGCUGCCCUCCGAUGUCCCCUUGGCCAACGUGUGGUUCAUGGAGGUUUGCUCCAAAGGCUUUGCUGCGACCGACUUGGAAGAGCGGUGGCUGCUGGGAGUGGCUGAAGACAGUUCGGUGCCGCAUGUGGAGAUGGUGGCUCUCAAGCACCUCCUGCACCAUCACCGAUGCUCCUUACCCUUCUAUUUGUACACCAGCCGCAGUUCCUUGGUGAAGAGUUUGCAAAACCAGUCCUGCGAAGAGUGGGAGAUGUUGGCAGGCUUCAACAAGGACUUAUGGUUGUACAUCUUGUCAUGGGUCAAUGACAACCCAGGGAUGCUGCACAUCAGGUGUGUGGAAGGGGAUGGGAUUGAGAAGGAGUGGAGCCGAAAAGUGGUCUGGAGGGCCUCGGUGAUAUCCGAAAGGAUAGUGGGCAGCAGGGAAAUUUGGGAGCCUUCAAAGCAUGAGAAACAAGAAAUAAUCGCUUGGUGUCACAACCAGUUGCACAAGGGGGUGAAGAAGACCCUGGAAAGGGUAUGGCAGGUUGCAUCCUGGGAAGGGGACAGGGAGCAGGUGGCCCGUUGGGUGCGGAGGUGCCUGAAGUGUGCUGCAGGCAGGGAUGGAGUGGGCAGGAUGCCGUCCCAGCGGGAAGAGGGGCCGUGGUCACUGCUCCAGCUGGGCUACAUCAGUGGCCUCACCAAGACCGCAGAGGGAUACUGCUCCCUCUUGGUGGUGGAGGACGAGUUUUCGGGGUGGGUGGAAGCCUUCCCGAUGGUUUCCAGUGCUGAGAGGAAGGUGGAGGAGACAGACGAGGUGCUCCAUAGUGAGAUUUUUGAACGGUAUGGGACCCCUUGUGCCAUCCGUGUCCCGCCUUCGCCACGCUUCCUCCGUGAUGCUGUCUCAUCUGGCAUGAAAUUCUCCUGCAAAAUCCUGAAGCUUGGCCACAAGAAACCAGCCACAGCAAUUCUGCAGCGGCUGGCCUGGGGGGCUGGCAAGGAGUGGCUGAAGAUGCUCCCCUUGCUCCUGGCCGGGAUCAGAUCCAUCCGGGUGCGGCGAGCGGCACUGAGCCCUUACCAAAAGAUUUGUGGCUUCCCAUUGGAGAUGCGGUGGGGCGACGAGGUGGGGAGCUGCCCCCAGGGCAACAUCCUCCGUUGGCUCCAAGGGCUGCAGGAGACCAGCUACAGCACUGGACUGAAGCCACGCCGUGGGGCUGCCCAGAGGGGGCUGCUGCAGGGCUGUAGACAGAAUCAUGGAGUCAUGGAGGUCGGACAAGACCUCUAACGUCAUCAAAUCUAGCCAUCCACACAAUAUCAACCCAUCUUCUCUGUGAGACUGAUGUCUCUAUGGGUUGUAUCUAGUGGUGUGGGGAGAAAAUGGGUUUACUGGGCUUACUGGGGGGUUUUAGGCAGGACUGGGGGGUUUUAGGCAAGACUGAGGGAGUUUUAGGUAGGACUUGGGGGUUUUAGGAAGGACUGGGGGGUUUAGGCAGGACUAAGCAACGCACAACCUCUUCUUGCCAUGACAUUCAAGUACAGAGAGGGAAGACUUGCCGGGUAUACUGGUUUUAACUGGGAUGGAGUUGAGUUUUAUGAUGGAAUCGUUUUUUUUCCAUAGCAUCCGGCAUGGUGCUGGGCUUUCCAGUUGGGUCUCUACCAAUGCUGGGAGCACCGGGAUAGUGUUGCCAUCCCCAGUCCUGCUGGGUUGGGGGAGCUGGGCCAGCUUUUGCUCAGGGCUGUGGGAGAUGGUGAGCAACGGUCUUGGCUUCUGUAUUUUCCUUCCUUCUUUUUUCCACUUCUUUGUUUAUUAAAUGAUUUUUUUAAUCUCA